AUUAUCUUAGUUACGGGAAGUAAAACUCUCAUUUCCUCUUCCUAGAGAAGGCUGGGAAUAGGGUUGAGCAACUAGAACUGGUAUAACCCAGUUGGACUUGGAGUGAAGCAGUUCUACCAUGAGGCUGGCUAUGCUUUUUCUGGCCUUGCUGGGGCUACUAGCCCAAGGAAAAGGGAAGGACUGUCCUCACAGAAAGGCGGCUACUCUCCUGCCAUCCUUCACGGUGACAUCUACAGCUAGUUCUACUACGAGCCAGAGGCCCACCACCACCAGUCAAGGAAAUAGCACAGCUCAUACAACAAGCAACACCACUGCUACCAGCCCUGGACCUACAACUGCCACUCAAAACCCAGCUACCACCACCAGUCAUGGGAAUGCCACAGUUUAUCCCACCACAAGCAAUGGCACUGCUACUAGCCCAGGAUUCUCCACCAUUGCUCCCCACCCAGGGCCACCUCCACCCUCUCCAAGUCCCAGCCCUGGCUCCAAGGGGGCUGUAGGAAACUACACGUGGACUAAUGCUUCCCAGCCCUGUGCCCAGCUGCAAGCCCAGAUUCAAAUUCGAAUCCUGUACCCAACUCAGGGUGGAGGAAAGGCGUGGGGCAUCUCUGUACUGAACCCCAACAAAACCAAGGUCCAAGGGGGCUGUGAGGGUGCCUAUCCCCACCUGCAUCUCUCAUUCCCUUAUGGACAGCUCACCUUUGGAUUCAAGCAGGAUCUGGAACAAAGCCAGAGUGUAGUCUAUCUCAACUACCUGGCAGUGGAAUACAAUGUGUCCUUCCCACAGGCAACACAGUGGACGUUCUUGGCUCAGAAUUCAUCCCUUCGAGAUCUCCAAGCUCCCCUAGGCCAGAGCUUCAGUUGCAGAAAUUCAAGCAUAGUUCUUUCUCCAGCUAUUCACCUUGACCUGCUCUCCCUGAGACUACAGGCUUCUCAGUUGCCCCACACAGGAGUCUUUGGGCCAAGUUUCUCUUGCACCAAUGACCAGUCCUUCUGGCUGCCUCUCAUCAUUGGCCUGGUCCUCCUUGGCCUCCUCACCCUGGUGCUCAUCGCCUUCUGCAUUGCCCGGAGACGACAAUCAGCCUACCAGCCCCUCUGAGUAUUUGCUCCAACACAACCUGUGAGGCACUCUGGUCUCUCCAUUGUGCAACUGGCUCAAAGAACAAAGUUGUCUUCUUUCCCUGUCUUUAAGAGCAAACUAGAGAUUUUUGUAAUGAAAUUUUUAUUUAACAUGAAAUGUUUCCCCCUCCUCUUCAUGAAGUGUAUUAAAGCUUACUGAAAUCUUUCCUGAUUUCCCUUGUCCUGCCAGGAUUAAAAGUCAUGAGUUUCUUA
This is a messenger RNA of Nannospalax galili (Upper Galilee mountains blind mole rat), 1332 nucleotides long. It is a transcript of the gene Cd68, whose product is annotated as CD68 molecule. Gene Ontology annotation, cellular component: membrane. Lineage: Eukaryota; Metazoa; Chordata; Mammalia; Rodentia; Spalacidae. The record is from RefSeq and is a predicted model, not a curated record. Bases 119 to 1099 code for a protein of 326 amino acids. The transcript is spliced from 6 exons.